AUGGGCAAUCUCCGGGAGUUGGGAAAUCAGGCCCCGCAGGCUUGCCGCCUGGUCAACGGCGUCGCGAACAGGGCGCAGGGAAGGGACUACAGUGCGUGGAGGCGCAGUGGUGGCCAUACUCGACGUACCGGUCGAGCAUCUGCCACAUCAGCGACGACGGGCCACCAGCUACCUGGUGGGAAGUUUGGACCGCUAAACGGGAAUCGCGGCCCUGGGAGUGGAAAGCACUUUAUAGAUGCCUACGGCUUCGAUUCGCAGACGCCCAACUCACUUUGCUUUGCCUCGUUCACUUCCACUAAGGCGCCAGGGACUAUUACAAACACAAUGACAACUGACCGUGGCUCCCGCGUUCUGGACGAUGACCCGUACGUGCCUCCUCCUCCUAGUCCUACUUAG
Messenger RNA from Monascus purpureus, 396 nucleotides. The record is from the annotation of a GenBank genome assembly. Lineage: Eukaryota; Fungi; Ascomycota; Eurotiomycetes; Eurotiales; Aspergillaceae.